AUGAAGACACCACUGUUGGGCUUGGUUUUGUGGUCAGUGCUUCUCUGUCCAGGAGUGAUAAUUGAGACCACCCAGGUGAGACGGAACUGCAGAAUUGGCAACUACCAGAUCACUGUCCUGAUGAUGGACAACUCGGCCUUCCCAGAGUCCCAUGAGAACCUGAAAGAUGCAGUGAACCAAGGAUUGGAAAUAGUGAGAAAGCGUCUAAUUGAUAACGGCAUAAAUGAGACUGUGGAUGCUUCCUUUAUCUCUUCAGAGGGUAUGAUUUAUAGGUCAAGUGACUGCCGGAGUAGCACCUGCGAAGGCCUUGAGCUCCUCAGGAAAAUUUCAAAUAAAGAAAAUAUGGGCUGUGUCCUCAUGGGGCCCUCGUGUACAUAUUCCACCUUCCAGAUGUACCUUGACACAGAUUUGAAGUAUCCCAUGAUUUCAGCUGGAAGUUUUGGCUUGUCAUGUGACUACAAAGAAACUUUAACCAGGCUGAUGUCUCCAGCUAGGAAGCUAAUGUAUUUCUUGGUUGAGUUUUGGAAGGCCAAUAAUUUGGCAUUCAAACCUUAUUCCUGGACAACUGCAUACCUUUUCAAGAAUGGUACAGAGUCUGAAGACUGCUUCUGGUAUCUCAAUGCUCUGGAGGCUGGCGUUUCCUAUUUUUCUCAGAAUCUUAAUGUCAAGGAGGUGUUGAGACAGGAGAAACAGUUUCAUGAAAUCUUAAUGGACCAGAACAGAAAAAGCAAUGUGAUUGUUGUAUGUGGUACACCAGAUACCAUCAACUCCCUCAUGGGUGACCGGGCAGUGGCUGAAGAUACUGUCAUUAUUCUGGUGGAUCUAUUCAAUAACAACUACUUCAUGGACAAUGCCACAGCCCCUGACUAUAUGAAAAAUGUUCUUGUUCUGACACUGGGUCCUGAAAAUCCCAACACAAAUAUCUCUUUCGCUCAGCAUUCCUUACCGGCAAUGAAUGACUUUUCUCUUGCCUACCUGAAUGGAGUCUUGCUCUUUGGACAUAUGCUGAAGACAUUUCUGGAAAAUAAAGAAUCUGUUACCUCCUACAAAUUUGCUCAGGCUUUCAGGAAUGUCACUUUUGAAGGGUUAACGGAUAACGUGACUUUGGACGACUAUGGGGAUAUCGAUAAUAUAAUGGUGCUUCUGUAUACCUCUGUGGAUACCAAAAAAUACAAGCUUCUUUUAUCCUUUGAUACCCACAAAAAUAUAACUGAACCAGAAGCUAUGAGCCCCACAUUCAUUUGGAAGAACUAUAAACUUCCUAAUGAUGUUCCAGAACGGGGACCUCAAAUCCUGAUGAUUGCAGUCUUCACUCUCACUGGAACUGUGGUCCUGAUCCUGUUGAUUGCCCUCCUGGUGCUGAGAAAAUAUAAAAAAGAAAAUGAACUUCGUCAGAAAAAAUGGUCCCACAUUCCUCCUGAAAACAUCUUCCCUCUGGACACCAAUGAGGCGAACCAAGUUAGUCUGAAGAUCGAUGACGACAGGAGACGAGAUACAAUUCAGGGACUACGACAGUGCAAAUACGACAAAAAGAGGGUGAUUCUUAAGGAUUUGAAGCAAAACGAUGGCAACUUCACUGAGAAACAGAAGAUAGAAUUGAACAAGUUGCUUCAGAUUGACUAUUACAACCUAACCAAAUUCUACGGGACGGUGAAGCUUGAUACCAUGAUCUUUGGGGUGAUCGAAUACUGCGAGAGAGGAUCCCUCCGGGAAGUUUUAAAUGACACAAUUUCAUACCCUGAUGGUACAUUCAUGGACUGGGAGUUUAAGAUCUCUGUCUUGUAUGACAUUGCUAAGGGGAUGUCAUAUCUGCAUUCCAGUAAAACAGAAGUCCAUGGUCGUCUGAAAUCCACCAACUGUGUGGUGGACAGUAGAAUGGUGGUGAAGAUCACUGAUUUUGGCUGCAAUUCCAUUUUACCUGCAAAAAAAGACCUGUGGACAGCCCCGGAGCACCUCCGCCAAGCCAGCAUCUCUCAGAAAGGAGACGUUUACAGCUACGGGAUCAUUGCACAGGAGAUCAUCUUGCGGAAAGAAACCUUUUACACACUGUGCUGCCGGGACCAGAAUGAAAAGAUUUCUAGAGUGGAGAAUUCCAAUGGCAUGAAGCCCUUCCGCCCAGAUCUGUUCGUGGAAACAAUCGAGGAAAAAGAGCUGGAAGUAUAUCUACUCGUAAAAAAUUGCUGGGAGGAAGAUCCAGAAAAAAGGCCAGAUUUCAAGAAAAUUGAGAAUACACUGGCCAAGAUAUUUGGCCUUUUUCAUGACCAGAAAAGUGAAAGUUACAUGGAUACCUUGAUCCGACGUCUGCAGCUGUAUUCUCGAAACCUGGAACAUCUGGUGGAGGAAAGGACACAGCUGUACAAGGCCGAGCGGGACAGAGCGGACAGACUUAACUUUAUGUUGCUCCCAAGGCUAGUGGUAAAAUCUCUGAAGGAGAAAGGCAUUGUGGAACCUGAACUAUAUGAAGAAGUUACAAUCUACUUCAGUGACAUUGUAGGUUUCACCACUAUCUGCAAAUACAGCACGCCCAUGGAAGUGGUAGACAUGCUGAAUGACAUCUAUAAGAGUUUUGACCACAUUCUCGACCACCAUGACGUGUACAAGGUGGAAACCAUUGGUGAUGCCUACAUGGUAGCUAGUGGUUUGCCUAAGAGAAACGGCAAUCGGCACGCAGUAGACAUUGCCAAGAUGGCUUUAGAUAUUCUCAGCUUUGUGGGAACCUUUGAGCUGGAACAUCUUCCGGGCCUCCCAAUAUGGAUUCGUAUUGGAGUUCACUCUGGUCCCUGUGCCGCUGGAGUUGUGGGGAUCAAGAUGCCUCGUUAUUGUUUAUUUGGCGAUACUGUCAACACAGCCUCUAGGAUGGAGUCCACUGGCCUCCCCUUGAGAAUUCACGUGAGUGGCUCCACCAUAGCCAUCCUUAAGAGAACUGAUUGCCAGUUCUUGUAUGAAGUACGAGGAGAAACAUACCUAAAGGGAAGAGGAGCCGAGACCACCUACUGGCUGACCGGGAUGAAGAACCAGGUGUACAACCUGCCAACCCCUCCUACUGUGGAGAAUCAACAACGCUUGCAAGCCGAAUUUUCAGACAUGAUUGCCAACUCUUUGCAGAAAAGGCAGGCUGCGGGGAUAAGACACCGAAAACCCACACGGGUAGCCAGCUACAAAAAAGGCACUCUGGAAUAUCUGCAACUGAACACAACAGACAGAGAGAGCACCAAUUUCUAAACCUAAGUGAGGGCCAAGGACUCAGGCAAAGGAAGCACAGAUGAUCUUAGGCAGCGGCCUCAAGGGUCCCAAAAGCCUCCAUUUCCCUGAAGCCUCAGGGGAACAGAAGACUCAGGUGCAUUCCACUGAGCCUUGGUUGCCUCGUUUGGAACAUUUUUGGAGAAUCUUCUGGAACAUUCUAGAAAAGUAAAUUACCUUUUUCUCUGGAGCUUGAUCUCAACAGUUGCUCCAGGGAGAUUCAACC
This is a messenger RNA of Pteronotus mesoamericanus, 3466 nucleotides long. It is a transcript of the gene GUCY2C, whose product is annotated as guanylate cyclase 2C. Gene Ontology annotation, cellular component: plasma membrane. NCBI's taxonomy places the organism in Eukaryota, Metazoa, Chordata, Mammalia, Chiroptera, Mormoopidae. The record is from RefSeq and is a predicted model, not a curated record. The coding region runs from base 1 to 3222 and encodes 1073 amino acids. Gene Ontology annotation, molecular function: guanylate cyclase activity; adenylate cyclase activity; ATP binding. Gene Ontology annotation, biological process: intracellular signal transduction; protein phosphorylation; receptor guanylyl cyclase signaling pathway. The transcript has 27 exons.